Eutrema salsugineum is the source of this 3313-nucleotide messenger RNA. RefSeq names its product putative pentatricopeptide repeat-containing protein At3g28640. The record is from RefSeq and is a predicted model, not a curated record. Gene Ontology annotation, molecular function: RNA binding; protein binding. Bases 1 to 1518 code for a protein of 505 amino acids. Gene Ontology annotation, biological process: RNA modification. Lineage: Eukaryota; Viridiplantae; Streptophyta; Magnoliopsida; Brassicales; Brassicaceae. The transcript is spliced from 5 exons.
AUGAGUGUUCUCUCUAGCUUCCAUCAAUCAUGGAGGAGUUUGAUUCUCGCGAGUCAGCGUUGCACAACACUGCGACAGAUCAAAUCGACGCAUGCUCUGUUCAUCAUUCAUGGCAUCCAUCGCAACACUUACGCGAUUAGCAAACUUCUCACGGCAUUUCUCCCUCUUCCCAAUUUAGACAAACACUUUCACUACGCUUCCAUUAUAUUCGAUUCGAUUGAGCUUCGUAACUCAUUCGUUUACGAUACUAUGAUAAGAAUUUGCUCUCGAAGUUCUCGGCCUCACUUGGGUGUACGAUAUUUCCGACUAAUGCUGACGGAAGACGACGAGGAGGAUAUAGCUCCCAGCUAUCUCACGUUUCAUUUCUUGUUGGUUGCUUUUUUGAAUGCUUCUCUAUUCUCUGUGGGUAAGCAAAUCCAUUGUUGGGUGAUUAAAAAUGGUGUUUUGUCAUCGGAUGGUCAUGUGCAGACUGGAAUCAUACGGCUUUACAUUGAAGGCAAAGUUUUGCCAGAUGCCCGCAAAGUGUUCGAUGAAAUUCCGCACCCGGAUGUUGUGAAGUGGGAUGUUUUGAUGAAUGGGUAUGUUAGAUGCGGUUUAGGAUCAGAGGGUUUACAUGUGUUCAGGGAGAUGUUGGCUCGAGGCACAGAGCCUGACAAAUUCUCAGUUACAACGGCAUUAACGGCUUGUGCACAAGUUGGGGCUCUCGCUCAGGGGAAGUUGAUUCAUAAGCUUUUGAAGAAGAAGAAAUUGCUUGAAUCGGAUAUAUAUGUAGGAACGGCACUUGUUGACAUGUAUGCCAAGUGUGGUUGCAUAGAGACGGCUUUGGAAGUCUUUGAGAAUUUGAGUAGGAGGAAUGUCUUCUCAUGGGCAGUCUUAAUUGGAGGAUAUGCGGCUUAUGGUUAUGCUAAGAAAGCUAUUAUGUGUUUGGAUCAGAUGGAGCGAGAAGAUGGUAUUAAGCCUGACAGUGUAGUUCUUCUUACGGUCUUAGCCGCUUGUGCUCAUGGAGGAUUUCUUCAAGAAGGCAGAGCACUGUUGGAUAAUAUGGAAGCUCGAUAUGGAAUCACUCCGAAGCAUGAGCAUUACAGCUGUAUAGUAGAUUUGAUAUGCAGAGCUGGAAGAUUAGAUGAUGCGGUUGAUCUUAUAGAAGGGAUGCCCAUGAAGCCGCUUGCAUCUGUUUGGGGUGCUCUACUGAAUGGUUGUCGAACGCACAAGAAUGUUGAACUCGGAGAACUAGCUGUUAAAAAUCUUCUUGACUUAGAGAAAGGAAAUGCUGAUGAAGAGGAAGCAGCUCUUGUUCAACUAUCUAAUAUUUAUUUGAUUGCUCAAAGAAACACCGAGGCAUCUAAUAUUCGUCGGAUGAUUGGUCAGAAGGGCAUAAGAAAGGCACCAGGAUGCAGUGUGUUAGAGGUGGAUGGAAAUGUUACCAAAUUUGUUUCGGGAGAUGUGUCACACCAAAAUCUGCUGCAAAUUCACACAAUGAUUCAUCUCCUAUCUGUUGAUGCCUUGCAAAUUCUGUAAUUGUAACUCAUGAAGCUGCAAAUCUCAUCGGAGGAAAUUCUUGGGUUUCUUGUUUCUACACAUUUCGUUGAGCACCUGUAAUCUGCUAUACACACUGGAGGGUCGUCCAAAGGCUAUGUGGGAAUGGAGACAAUGAGUACUUAUGAAAAACCGAGAUGAGCUUCUGAACAUGAUGCAAUUUCUUUAUACUAUUAAAGGGAAGGGAAAAAUUUGACCCUCCAAACAGGAACUGGAAACUUAAACAAGGCCUGAAGAAAAUGAUGAACCUCUCACGAGGGCCCCUCAGGUUGGCAUUGUGAAGAAAUGUCUUAUUCGGACUUUAUGGUGACUGGAGAGUGGAAGAGAAGUGCAUGAGCAAAAAGGGAAAAACACUAGCUACAGUUGUAUGGCGUUUGGGCACACUUAUGAGCAUCUAGAGAGUAGAGAAAAUUGAGACUCUUGACAGUGAAAAGAAAUAACGUAACAAAUUUGAUUGGUAAGGGUGUGUCUAGUCUUCACUCAGGAACACUGGUUUGACCAGGUGGAAAAUAUGAACCAAUGGAAAAAAAAAAAAAAAAAAACCUUUUGAAGACGAAGGGAUCAAGACGACGUGCAUCUUUGUGUUGUUGGGAGGGAGAUGCAACCGAAGGGGAUAUAAUUUGCCAUUUAAAGGGUUUUUGGAACAGAUUGAUAAAUCAUUCAGACCUGUCUCUUCUUCAAGCUUCUGUUUCAGCUCUUCUAGUCCCAAACCCUUGAAACAGAAAAGCUCUUCCUUCGCUCUCUCGUCCACGUUCCCAUUAUUGUCCCCAACCCUGUAAUAGAUUAGCCUCCCAUCUGCCUUGACCGGUGAGCAGACCCUGUCAUCAGACUGUGAUCAUAGAAAUGUAGAUAAACAAAAGGUCAUCGGUCAGUGUCUUUUGAUGCAAGUAUGCAACCAUGCCCAAAGAAACUUGAGUGUAGAACUGAUCAAACCUCUGUUUUAGAAAAUCUUGGGGACAUGAGAGAGAAUCCUUUGGGUGAAUUGGGCUCAUCAUGAUCAUCUUUUCUUACCCUCAGAAGCUCUGGUGGUGGCGGAGGAGGCGGGAGAGGCGUAAAAGCUGGUGGUGCUUUCUUCUUUCUGCUUUCCAAAAUAUCAAUAUCCCAUAAAACCCAGUCCUGUGUGGCUGUCCUAUGAGGAAUAUCAUGUGUGAUUGAGUUUCUCCACGGUGGAGACUAUCGAGAAGAGAUGUCUGAAGAACAUAAACAUGAAGAGAGAUCAAAAGAAGAGGUGUACCUCGUCUUGAGCUUAACCUGGACGCCUUCUCUAAUGGGUUCCCAUUCGGUUGAUGAGUCUAGCCUCCGUGGAAGCGUCUGUGUUACCUUCUUGCCGGUCAUGCCAAGGAACAUUGGGACGUUUGAAGCGGUUAGGUAUUUGCCAAAGCAGCUCUUUAGGCGGAUCACAUUUGCCUCUUCUACAAUUUCCACCGUCCAUCUAGCGUUCAUACACCGCCCGUCUCUGUCCUGGUUCACGGAAUCUUCGUCCUCCUCCGCUAGAAGAUGGCCAGGGGCUGCAAUCUCACCUUCAAUGAUUGGAUUAAUGCGAAAGAUGUCCAGGUAAUUUCGAACCUUUUUUUAGUUUCCCUGAUUUGGAUUAGAGAAAAAAGAGGUUUUUUUUGUUUUCUUAUCCGUGGUAAUAUGUAUCAGAGAUUAUUAUUAAGAGUAUAGUCGGGAACUACACGUGUAUAAAUAGCUGCUUAUAUUUGUAGGCAUACGUAUGUAGAUGCAUACAAUGUAGGAAGAUUUCAUUUUUCAUCUUAUAUAGUAAUGAGACAUUCAA